AUGGCCGACUCGCAGUCAACGACCAUGUCCUCGAAGCCGCGCACCAGCAGUAUAUCGCAAGCCUCAGAAAGCUCACAAACAGCAGCCGACUUUAUCAAGGAACAACUCAGCCUCGAGGCAGAAGCACGCGAGGCUCUUCCAUACCAAUUCGAUACUUGCACACGCGACCUCGGUCCUCUUCGUCAGAGCCUCUACGCAUGCCUCACCUGUAACCCAGCACCCGCAUCGUCCGCUCAGCAAUACACUCCAGCAGGCGUCUGCUACUCGUGUUCGAUCUCUUGCCAUGGCGAACAUACUCUUGUUGAGCUAUUCAACAAGCGCAACUUCAUAUGCGACUGCGGAACUACCAGAAUACCGGAUAUGACACCUUGCACGCUUCGCCUCAACGCAGAGACUGGGCGGAAGGGCGAUGUGACGGGUGAAGAGCCAGCAAAGACAAACAAGUACAACCAGAACUUUAGGAAUAAAUUCUGUGGCUGCGGCGAGGACUAUGACCCUAAUCAAGAAAAGGGUACAAUGUUCCAAUGCCUUGGACUCGGAACUUGCGAGGAGGGCGGCUGUGGCGAGGACUGGUGGCACCCUGAGUGCCUGGUAGGCAUCACUCGGGCCGAGUAUAGCAAGAUGAUAGAGAAGCCGAAGGCUGAAGAGACGAACGGUGGGACAGAUCCAAUCGAGACCGACAAGCCUGCGACAGAUGAAACCAAGACCAACGAAAACACGGAUGAGAAUGCGCCUCCAGUUUCAACGGAUAUUACAGCUGCAGUGGCAAGUGGUGAUGGAGUUGAUGGAAACGACAUUGCAGCGGAAACUGGUGCUCAAGACGAUGACGAUCCACCACUACCUCCAGGUUUUCCUGAGGAAGAUGACUUCGAUCAUUUCAUCUGUUAUAAGUGCGUUGCGGCAAACCCAUGGAUCAAACAGUACGCUGGCUCGACUGGCUUCCUCCCGCCAGUCUACCACGACAAGACCAUUGCGCUUUCUCAUGCUCAGAAGUCCACCGUCUCAGCUCCAGCGCACACAAACGGCGACUCUAAGAAACGUAAAGCUUCUGAUGAAGAUGAAGAGCAACAGACAGCAUCGCAUCUGGCAGCACCCACUCUGGCUAAGCGCCAAAAGUCCGAAGAUCCAAGUGGCACACUUUCCAGCAUUGCCGAAGAUAUAACAACACUUCCCAUAACGCCAAAGAAGCCAGAAGUACCGGAAGCGCCAAAACACGCUUCCCUUCCUUCUCUACCCGAGACUGCUCUCACAACACCCUUCUCCCUCUUCGUAAAGCCCGACUUCCGCGAUCACCUUUGUCACUGCGACGCCUGCUACCCCCAACUAAAAGCUCAUCCCCAACUCCUAGAAGAGGAAGAUACCUAUGAGCCUCCCGUAUCCGAAGAGGGCGAUGAAGGUGGACAGUCAGUUGGCACAGGCAGUAUUCUCGACCGUGGCGAAGCAGCGUUUGGCAACAUGGACCGUGUACGUGCUAUCCAGGGUGCCAUGGCGUAUGCGCAUCUCAAAGACAAGGUCUCGGCGUUUUUGAAACCGUUCGCUGAGUCGGGUCAAGCUGUUGGUGCAGAGGAUGUCAAGGCCUACUUUGAGAAGCUGAGAGGUGAUGCACAGGGUAUCCAGGAGGCUGCUGGUGAUGCCAAAGCCAACAGGGGUGAUGGAGAUGAUGACGGGGCUGAAGGAGGUGGGAGGAAGGAGCAGAGUGGGUAUUGA
Molecule: messenger RNA, 1707 nt
Organism: Alternaria atra
Lineage: Eukaryota; Fungi; Ascomycota; Dothideomycetes; Pleosporales; Pleosporaceae
Exons: 3
Coding region: 1-1707 (568 amino acids)
Cellular component (GO): cytoplasm
Molecular function (GO): ubiquitin protein ligase activity; zinc ion binding
Source: RefSeq, a predicted model, not a curated record